GGUCACCAACACCCUGUGGUACCAGAAAUGACAUCGGCCACUCCCUCCUGUUCUGAAGACGACUCCCCUCAGAAAGUAUGCCACUCCCAGACACAGACUGACAUCACAAAGCCCCUGCUGGGUUCUGCAGGGGGGACUGGAAGCACUGGCACAGCCGAAAAUGGAGCUGCAGGGUCCAGCGCACUACGAAGGAGGCGACGUGUCCUGUCCAAAGAUGGACGAAGCAAUGUACGUAUUGAGCAUGUAAGCGGGAGAGGAACGAUGUACCUUCGCGACCUCUGGACAACAUUUUUGGACAUACAAUGGCGUUAUAAGUUCUUCCUAUUCUCUGCCACCUUUGCUGGGACCUGGUUCCUGUUUGGAGUGCUCUGGUACCUGGUGGCAAUGGUGCAUGGUGAUUUACUGGAGUUUGAUCCCCCCUCUAACCAUACUCCAUGUGUAAUGGAGGUUAAGACCCUGACUGGAGCCUUCCUUUUCUCUCUGGAGUCCCAGACCACAAUUGGCUAUGGUUUCCGCUGCAUUACGGAGGAGUGCCCAGUCGCUAUUGUCCUGCUCAUCUUUCAGCUGGUUAUCACCAUGGUGAUGGAGAUCUUCAUCACCGGCACUUUCCUUGCAAAGGUUGCGCGUCCCAAGAAACGAGGUGAGACCGUGAAGUUUAGUCAACAUGCCGUCGUGUCGACUCACGAGGGGCAGCCUUGCCUCAUGAUCCGAGUGGCCAACAUGCGCAAAAGCUUGCUGUUAGGAUGUCAGGUGACGGGGAAGUUACUUCAGACAUCCCUGACAAAGGAGGGUGAGACGGUGCGGCUGGACCAGCGGAAUGUGCCAUUCCAGGUGGACACGUCCAGCGACAGCCCCUUCCUCAUCAUCCCCCUCACCUUUUACCACAUCAUUGAUGACAGCAGCCCCCUCAGAGCCUGGGCUGCAAAAGGUGGCGGCUGGACCAACCCAGAGCUUGCUGACUUUGAGCUGUUGGUGAUAAUGAGUGCAACAGUGGAGCCAACCUCUGCCACCUGCCAGGUUCGCACAUCCUACCUUCCAGAUGAAAUCCUCUGGGGCUACGAGUUUCCUCCAGUUGUCUCCUUGUCCCCCUCAGGGAAGUAUGUGGCCGAUUUUACCUUUUUUGACAAGGUGGCAAAAAUGAAAACACCACCUCUAAUCAAGCAGGCGCUGCCACCGAGUCCAACCUCACCUGUAUCCCACUACCAUGGCACCAAGGAAGGAGGCCCGGACCUUGAAAAAAUGCGACUGGAAGAGGACUGGAAGAGGGGAGGAGACAGAGGGAGGAACCGGGGGUGUAUCAGAGAGAGCAGACCACUGAGUGUGCGUAUUAGUAAUGUGUGAGGGAAGCAAGAGAGGGAAC
Molecule: messenger RNA, 1360 nt
Organism: Thalassophryne amazonica
Lineage: Eukaryota; Metazoa; Chordata; Actinopteri; Batrachoidiformes; Batrachoididae
Product: ATP-sensitive inward rectifier potassium channel 10-like
Exons: 5
Coding region: 28-1341 (437 amino acids)
Biological process (GO): regulation of monoatomic ion transmembrane transport; potassium ion import across plasma membrane
Cellular component (GO): plasma membrane
Molecular function (GO): inward rectifier potassium channel activity
Source: RefSeq, a predicted model, not a curated record